Molecule: messenger RNA, 4108 nt
Organism: Brassicogethes aeneus
Lineage: Eukaryota; Metazoa; Arthropoda; Insecta; Coleoptera; Nitidulidae
Source: the annotation of a GenBank genome assembly
CUUGGCAACACUGUGUAAACCGUCACCAACGCUAACUGACAGUGACUAAAAAUCCUAACCUUAAGAAACCUUUAUCAUCAAACUUCAACCAAUCAUCUGGUGGCUAUAAAACGUCGAAUAAACAAACAACAAAAUCGACUGUAUUUACCAAUGCAUUUGGAAAUAUAAAAACACUUAUAUCCAUAAAUUUGAACUCGUUUAAAUAUUUUAGUUAAAUGCAGGCAAGCAUGUCAGCAAUUAUAGUGUGCGAGGUAGAAAUUCAGUGACAAAAUGUAUGCCUGGGGAAGUACAAUAAAUGGAGAACUAGGGUUGGGGGGUAUCGAAGACGAACACAUUUUGACGCCCCGAACCCUAGAAUGGCAUCUGGCUGGGACUGUAAUUGAAGCUGCUUUAGGUGACAAUCAUACUCUCUUUUUAACAAAGGAAGGAAAAGUUUACUCUUGUGGUAACAAUGAUUAUGGUCAGCUGGGUCAUGACCAGCCAAGGAAAAGGCCACAGCCGGUGUCGAACCUGGAGGCGCACACCAUCGUGCACAUAGCGUGCGGGGCCACGCACUCAAUGGCCUUGAACCGGUGGGGUCAGGUGCUCACCUGGGGCUCGGACUACCACGGCCAGCUGGGACAGCAGAUCGGCGAGAACAUCCAGCCCGCCCCCAGGAUCAUCAAGAGCCUCGCCAAACACGUUGUCUUGCAGAUAGCGUGCGGACAGAGGCAUUCGGUGGCCCUUAGCAAUAACGGGGAUAUAUUAACAUGGGGCGCCAAUAAUUUCGGCCAGCUGGGCCAAGGUGCGAUAUCGCCGCUGGUGACGAUCCCCACUGCGGUGGCGACUCUGCAGGGAGUUCCGAUUUCGUUCAUCACCUGCGGCGGGAAUCACACGCUGGUCAUUUCCAAGUCGGGCGCCGUUUUCGGUUGGGGCAAAAACACGAAAGGCCAGCUGGGCAUAAACGAUGUGGAAAACAAGAAGUUUCCGCAGCAGCUGAGGACCUUGAGGAACAUAAGGGUCAGGUUUAUCGCUUGCGGGGAGGAGUUCUCGAUGUUCUUGACGUCGGAUGGAGGAGUUUUCACUUGCGGCUCGGGGAUGUACGGGCAACUGGGGCAUGGGACCAAAACCAACGAAAUACUGCCCAGACAAGUGGUCGAGCUGAUGGGGUCCGUGAUAACGCAGGUGUGCUGCGGCAGGCAGCACAGCCUGGCGCUGGUGCCGUCGCGCGGCCGCGUCUACAGCUUCGGCAUCGGCGGCGCGGGGCAGCUCGGGCUGCGCAAGCCCUCGAGCGCGCUCACGCCGCAGGUGGUCCUCGGGCCGUGGGUGUCGCCGGGCGGCGCGCCCGUCGUGCCCGACGCGAGCGCGAGCAGCGUGGUGGUGCACAGGAUCUUCACGGGCGGCGACCACUGCUUCGUCACCGUCACGCCGCACGACGAGAACGUCGCGCCGUACGACUGCCGAGGGAUUUUGGAGAACGAACAGAUUUUAACCUUAAACUAUUCUUCAAUAAAAGAAAUGCUGGACAUUCCAAAUGACAAACCGGUCGAUCAAGAUAUUCUAACUUAUUUGGAAAUUGUGUUCAGAAGUCAAAAUUGUUUAAACGCCUCAUUUUUACUUUCAAACGACAAGCAUUAUUACUGCACCAGCAAACAUCAUGGCGUCGACAUGGACCUAGCCCAAAAGACAUUUGAUGUAAUAGCUAGAAUAGAAAAUGAGAGCAUUAAAGACUUGAUAUUUUGUCAAAUCACGGAACUUUUAAACCAACUGAGCCCGUCUCCGCCCGACGUGGAAAGCCUUAGACUCUACCUCACCUUGCCAUUGUACCACGAGUUCAAUAACCCCAAAAAUCACUCUAUCCUGCAAAAACCGUUCGCGAACGCCUUACUUAAGUUGAAACCGCCGGCAACUAGGGUGGUGGGAACCUGGUGGCUGAUGAUGAGCGACGACUAUUUCGAGAAGCUGGUUAACAUUUUCAAAACCGUCGCCAUGUUCAUACUGCAUUCGCAAGACAUACCCGAAGGAAAGACAGCGUUUUACGACCCAAGCCUUGUAACAAUGUUGGAUAUUUUGGCAUUUUUAAACAGACUAAACCAUUCUGUGGACAACCAUAAAGUUCCGUGCGAGGCUUUUCAUUUGAACGAGCUAGCGGAUGUUUUGGAUGUGCGGGUCGACUAUAUAAUGUGGCUCAAUGAUCAGGGGACAGGGAAGCUGUACCUGUGCAACUACCCGUUCCUGUUCGACGCGCAGGCCAAGACCCUGCUCCUCGAGACCGACCAGUCCAUCCAGAUGCACCGCGCGAUGGAGAACGCCGCGCAGCAGGCCGUGCUCGCCAUGCUGUUCUCGCCGGCGGCCGUGCACUCGAUCACGCAGUUCCUCGUGCUGAACGUGAGCAGGGAGCACAUAGUGCGCGACGCGCUCAACGAGCUGCGCGGCGUCGAACCGGGCGACUUCAAGAAGCCGCUGAAGGUCAAGUUUCACGGCGAGGAGGCGGAGGACGCGGGCGGCGUCAAGAAGGAGUUCUUCAUGCUGCUGCUGCGCGACAUUUUGGACCCGAAGUACGGCAUGUUCAAGGAGUACGCGGAGACGAGGGCGAUCUGGUUUUCGGAGAACUCUUUCGAGGACGCCGGAGUUUUUUUUCUGAUCGGAAUGAUAUGCGGUCUGGCCAUCUACAACUUCAUCAUCAUCGACAUUCCGUUCCCGCUGGCCCUCUACAAAAAACUGCUCGAAGAACCGAUCGGAUUGGCCGAUUUGAAGGGCUUAUCUCCCACCAUGGCCGACUCGCUCAAUCAGCUGCUCGAGUACGACAAGCCGGACUUUGCCGAAGUGUUCGAUUUGACGUUCGAGAUCGGUCGGGAAAUUUUCGGCGAAACGGUUACCAUCCCGCUCAAACCUAACGGAGCGAAUAUCCCUGUAACCUUGGACAACAAAAAAGAGUACGUGGAUCUGUAUGUGGACUUUAUUUUCAACGAGAGCGUAAAGGAGCCUUACAAGGCGUUUCAUGAAGGCUUUAUGAAGGUUUGCGGGGGGCGCGUUUUGCAACUUUUCCACUCCCAAGAGCUGAUGGCUGUGGUGGUUGGAAACGAAAAUUACGAUUGGCAUGCCCUGGAAGAAGUGGCGGAAUAUAAAAAUGGCUACACUUCGUCUGAUCAGACAAUACGUUGGUUUUGGGAGGUGAUACACGAUAUGUCUCUGCCAGACAAAAAGAAAUUCCUACUUUAUUUAACAGGCAGUGACCGGAUACCUAUACAAGGCAUGAAAGCUAUUAAGAUUAUUAUUCAGCCAACAAACGACGAAAAAUUCUUGCCGGUGGCUCACACGUGUUUCAAUCUUCUCGAUUUGCCCAAAUACAAUACCAAAGAACGUUUGAAAUACAAACUCAUGCAGGCCAUUCAACAGACUGAAGGUUUUUCUUUGGUUUAACCAUUUAUUAUUUACAUACGCAUUCUUGCAGAUCUUAUUUAAAAGAUGUUAAAAACAAUCACAUAGCAUAUUUUAAUAUACUUUACUGAGAAGUCACUGUGUAUUUUUGGGUUUAAUAUUAUUGGGAGAUGGAAUUAUUUAUACCAACUCUAAUACAGGAUCAGGGAUAGUUUCACUCAUUUUUAAAACAUUUAUUAACAAUAUAAAAUUUAAAAAGUAGAGUGAAUUGCACGGUAUAAAUAAUUUAAUACCGCAAAAUAUUAUGUUGAUUUAUUUAAUUAUUAAUUGUUGUCAAUUAUUAGAGAAAUUGUCUGCAAAAAAUGUCAUAUAUUAAAAAAAAAUGUUAAAUGUUCUUUGUACAAUAUGUAAAUGUAAAUACCAGAUUGUUAUUUUUUGGCACUUAUUAAAAAUAAAUUGUUAAGUAUUAAUAUAUUUAUUUAUUUUUGAACAUUAAUAUUUUACAUACAUGUACUAUUGCGGCCGAAAAAAAUUAACCGUUUUAUGGUUUUUACCAGUGACGUAUCCAUGGAGCCUACACAAGGAGUACAAAUUCAAAAGCAAAAAUUUAUAAUAACCCUUAUCCUACCAAAAAGUAUGCCAAUGAUCGACUAGGAACUUUUGGCUAAUCUGGUUGCCUAAUUUAAUUUAUUAUGAUGUGGUUGGUAACAACCAGCGUUUCCAGAUUCUGUCAAAAAAAGUUGCCAGA